Molecule: messenger RNA, 1269 nt
Organism: Aspergillus pseudotamarii
Lineage: Eukaryota; Fungi; Ascomycota; Eurotiomycetes; Eurotiales; Aspergillaceae
Product: vitamin H transporter
Exons: 5
Coding region: 1-1269 (422 amino acids)
Biological process (GO): transmembrane transport
Cellular component (GO): membrane
Molecular function (GO): transmembrane transporter activity
Source: RefSeq, a predicted model, not a curated record
AUGCUUAUCUCUCAAACUAAACCCGGGCCGAACUAUUCGGAGCGGGAACCCAACAGUGACACCGAGACGUUAUGGAAUGUCGCCGUGUCGGAGCACAAGACUCGGAGAAAAAUUGAUCUCUCAGUCCUCCCCCUCUUGCUACUCGGCAUGACGGUGUUCCAACUGGAUCGCAUGAACAUCGCCAGUGCCCUAACCGGCGGGUUUGGCAAGGAUAUACACAUCGACCAGAGCACAGUCAAUCUAGGGAACCAAUUGAUGUUUCUAGGUAUCAUUGUGCUGGAAAUUCCUUCCAAUAUCGUUCUGCAGAAAAUCGGCCCCGAUAAAUGGAUCCCCGCGCAAGUCCUCGCAUUUGGAACCAUCGCAACUUUCCAGGUUUUCCUGCGCAAUCGAACAGGCUUCCUAGUCGUGCGGAGUCUGCUCGGGCUCGCCGAAGCAGGAUACAUCCCGGCUUCCCUAUACACACUAUCAACAUGGUACGAGAACACCGAGCUCGCAAAACGAAUCGGCAUCUUUUUCUUCGGAAUGUUCGGUGGAAACGCCAUCUCGCCUCUUAUAGGGGCGGCAAUCUUGAAAUUAGAUGGGAAACACGGCCUGAAGGGCUGGCAGUGGAUCUUCCUAGUCGAGGGCAUCUUCACCAUCACUACAGCAAUUCUUAUCCUGCUACUUCUGCCCCAAAGCCCCUCAAACCCGAGACCAUAUCUCCUAGACCGCGGCGUGAUAUCCUUUUCCCCGGAAGAUAGAGAUAUCCUCCACAUUCGAACCUCCCAAAGGGAAGAAGAAGGAAAAGGCGAAAGCGAAAAUCCCUCCAAAACCGACCACCCCUCCCCAAGAUAUAAGUCCAACAUCAAGAAAGCCCUCUUCAACUACCGCCGCUGGCCCCAUUUUCUCCUUGCCCCCUGCGUCUUCUCAACCUGGAGUCCACUAACAACCUACACUCCCACAAUCAUGAUGACCCUAGGCUUCACCCGCCUACAAUCCAACGCCCUGACCGCAAUCGGCGCCACCCUAGCCCUACCCCUCGUCUUCCUCUUCUCCUACAUCAGCGACCGCACCACCAAACGCGGCCUAACAGUCAUCACCGCAGUAACAUGCUAUCUGAUUGUGUUGAUCGUGUGUCGGUGUCUUCUUCCUAGGGUAGAAGGGAAAUGGAGUCGAUUCGGUAUCUGGACUGUGAUUAAUGCGUUCGCGGUUUGUUAUCAUCCCGUGCAUAAUACGUGGUUGCAGCUUAAUUGCCAUUGUGCGGGGGAGCGGAGUAUUGCUAUUGCGUAA